Molecule: messenger RNA, 147 nt
Organism: Anisakis simplex (herring worm)
Lineage: Eukaryota; Metazoa; Nematoda; Chromadorea; Rhabditida; Anisakidae
Source: the annotation of a GenBank genome assembly
CUGGCUGAAUCGGCAAUGUAUCUCGCAUUUCCGUGUGGUGUUGUCAGAGGUGCACUCUGCAAUAUCGGUAUACCCUCACUGGUCACAUCCUCAGUGGAGUCGUUGCCUGCAGUUAAAUUUCAUGUUCACGUUCAACAGAAACCGUGA